UAGUACCUUGGCUUUAAUUGCCAAAGAGCUCUGCAUCUGGAAGGAAUUGAAUUGAAUAACAUUGGUAUGCAGAAGUUGACCUGACGUAAAUCCUAUCUGAUGGCUUGAAUUUCAUAAUGUCCUGGAAAAAUUGAGGUGAUGUUCUAAUCAUGUCAGAUAAAGGUAGUAUUGAGACUCCACUGCUAACUGAAGCAGCCCGCAUCCUUAAAGAUAGAAACUGUGAGCCAGCCAAGAAUUCUGAGUCUGUUGACCAAGGUGCCAAGCCAGAGAGUAAAUCAGAACCUGUGGUUUCUACUCGGAAAAGACCAGAGACCAAACCUUCCAGUGACCUUGAGACUUCCAAAGUUCUCCCUAUUCAGGAUACUGUUUCCAAAGAUGUACCCCAGACCAGAUGGGGUUAUUGGGGGAGCUGGGGCAAGUCCAUACUCUCCUCAGCCUCAGCUACAGUGGCCACAGUAGGACAAGGUAUUUCAAAUGUCAUCGAGAAGGCAGAGACUUCCCUUGGAAUCCCUAGUCCCAGUGAGAUUUCAACUGAAGUCAAGUAUGUAGAAGGAGAGACAAAUGCCAAAGAGAAUGAAAACUCCUCCCCAGUGGCCGGGCCAUUUGGUGUAUUCUCGACCAUCUCUACUGCUGUUCAGAGCACAGGAAAGAGCGUUAUCAGUGGGGGUUUGGAUGCCUUAGAAUUCAUUGGAAAAAAGACAAUGGAUGUGAUAGCAGAAGGAGAUCCUGGAUUUAAAAGAACCAAGGGUCUGAUGACCCGAAAUGCUACACUAUCUCAGGUUUUACGAGAGGCGAAGGAGAAAGAAGAGAUAUGGACCGCCAAUGAGGUUACCGUGGAAACAGACAAGAAAACUCAUUAUGGGCUACUCUUUGAUGAAUUUCAAGGCCUUUCACAUCUGGAAGCUCUGGAGAUGCUUUCCCGAGAAAGUGAAAUAAAGGUGAAAUCUAUCCUUAAUUCUCUAAGUGGAGAAGAAUUAGAGACUCUAAAACUUGAAUUAGAGCAACUCAAAGAAGCAUUUUCUCUAGCAGAAUUUUGUGAAGAAGAGGAAGAAGAGAUAAAAGGGGAUGAAGAUUUUACCAAGGAGAUAACAGAGCUGUUUUCCCAGCUGCACGUUUCCUCCAAACCAGAGAAACUUGCCAGGGCAAGAAAUACUGCCCACGAAUGGAUCAGGAUGUCUCUGACCAAGCCAUUAGCAGAGAAUGAAGGAGGACAAAAACAGUUGGAAGCAGAAAACGCUGAGCAAGUCAACAGAAAUUCAAUAGAGGAUAUCCAUGCGUUUGCAAUCCGGAGCCUAGCUGAACUUACUGCCUGCUCAAUUGAACUAUUUCACAAAACAGCUGCAUUGGUUCUGCAUGGGAGGAAGCAGGAAGUGACAGCCAUAGAAAGGAGCCAAACUCUUUCCCAGAUGACAGUUGUGUUGUGUAAAGAGUUGUCCUCUCUGUCUAAACAGUUUACCGCCUGCCUGACAACUGCUGGGGUCAAUGAAAUGGCAGACGUCCUUAACCCAUUAAUCACUGCUGUAUUUCUAGAGGCAUCAAACAGUGCCUCCUACAUCCAGGAUGCCUUUCAGCUACUCUUACCUGUGCUAGAGAUCGCUCUCAUUGAGAACAAGAUUGAAUCACACAGGAAUGAGCUGCAGGGCCAGAAGCCUUUGUUAGAACAUUGAAGAAUGGAGAAGUUUUGACCUGGGACUUAUGAUGGCCAAGAAAUGCCACCUUCUUCUGGUUACUCCUGCAGAAAUGAAGGAGUGGGGUUAUUUCAGUAUAUAAAAAUUCAGGCAGGAGAGAUGGCUUAAAGAAGAAAGUUGUUGCCUUCAGUGUUUGAUUGAAGUGUUCAGGUCCUCACAGUAUUCUUUCCAGUUGUUACAAUUCAUAAAUUAUUUGAAAGGAAACUUGUAGAAAGUCCAAGAAUAAUAGCUCUAGAUAAAGAUUAGUGGGACACUCAGGCAAAAAUGUUGGUCUGUCUUUGACAUAUUGCAAAAUGUUAUCAGUUUUUUCAUAGGUAUAAUUUCCAGCCCAUGGAUAUAACUGGUUGAUGAGCUAGAGAAAAAUAUUUAGUGUUCUAAAAUUCAUGGCAUGUGUGGUUUAUUAAUGCCAUGUACUUUCUCUUUUCUGGAAUAAAAUCUAUGGCUUUAAGAAAACUGAGCAUAUGUAAACUCUGCGGUGAUUACCCUUUAUCACAUGAAUUCUUGGAAAUAGAAAGUUGUAUUUACUUUUUAAAAUUGUUAGUAGAUUUUGGCAUUGAGGAGAAGCUGAUAGACUAUUAUACUUGUAGCCACAUGAAUUAACUAUAGCAAAGUGCCCUUUUUCUUCGAAUCGUUCCCCCGCCCCAGGAUGACACACUUCAUGUCAUAGCUAAACCCUAUUCUACUGGAUUCAAGGCCAGUAAGUGCAAUUUAGAGAAGCAGUUUUAUGUUUGCGGAUAUUCUGAGUCUCUUCCGGAUGUGUUUCAUAUCUACCCUAUGCAGGAUAAAUUCUUUAACAGUAAACUCCAAAGGAAUGUUGAAACUAUUUUAGCAAUGAGUUUUUUUUUUUUGUUUGAGUACUGAAGUGGGCCAUGGUCCUUUAGAAAUGGUGUUCAUGAUAGGAUUUAACAUCUAAGGCACAAUUAAUUUUUUCCUCAUUCUUUUUUGUUUUACUGUAUUCUUUAGCAUGUUUUUGAAUAUAACUUUUAUCCUCCAGAUUUAAGCCUUCUUUUAUUUUCUUCAACAACUUAAGAGACUAUUAAGCUGUCGUCUUUCUAAGAGCUAUUUUGAUAUUCGCUCUUUUAAAAAAAGUUCUCCAACUUUGUGAUUUUUAAUGAUUAAGGUAACUUGUUAGCUCUGCCCCUCAUCUUCUAAAACCUUUGUAAUAAAAUGUAUUAAUCAUGUUA
Messenger RNA from Cebus imitator (Panamanian white-faced capuchin), 2872 nucleotides. RefSeq names its product family with sequence similarity 114 member A2 (gene FAM114A2). Bases 150 to 1667 code for a protein of 505 amino acids. The transcript is spliced from 14 exons. The record is from RefSeq and is a predicted model, not a curated record. NCBI's taxonomy places the organism in Eukaryota, Metazoa, Chordata, Mammalia, Primates, Cebidae.